This is a messenger RNA of Coffea eugenioides, 864 nucleotides long. Its product is annotated as ethylene-responsive transcription factor ERF091. NCBI's taxonomy places the organism in Eukaryota, Viridiplantae, Streptophyta, Magnoliopsida, Gentianales, Rubiaceae. Gene Ontology annotation, biological process: ethylene-activated signaling pathway; regulation of DNA-templated transcription. The coding region runs from base 1 to 864 and encodes 287 amino acids. The transcript is spliced from 2 exons. The record is from RefSeq and is a predicted model, not a curated record. Gene Ontology annotation, molecular function: DNA-binding transcription factor activity; DNA binding.
AUGGCUCAAGACGAGAAAUCCACGAUUUUAGAGAAUGUUUGGGCUAAUUAUAUAGCCAAGAGUGAGUUAGAAAAUGCACACCAAAAUCCAGUUGAAUCUUCCCAAACAUGGCAUGAUUUGCCUGGACUAAAUUCCAGAGACGGAUCACUACUAGAAAGGCUUCCAAGUUUAGGCAGGUUUAUAUCCAUGGGAGCCGAAGCAUGGGAGCAACUUCUAGAUGGAGCUAAUCUUCCAAACAAUACAGAGUCAUCAAGGACUGUUCAUUCACAAGAAACAUGCAGUAGCAAGAAGAUGGAUUCGGGAGCUGAUGAAAUAAAGGUCAAGAAGGUUGUUACAAGACAUUAUCGCGGGGUGAGAAGGCGGCCAUGGGGCAAAUAUGCAGCUGAAAUAAGAGAUUCAUCAAGAAAAGGAGCUAGACUAUGGCUUGGGACUUUUGGAACAGCAGAAGAAGCAGCUAUGGCUUAUGACAAGGCUGCACUGAAAAUCAGAGGUCCCAAGGCAUAUCUUAACUUCCCACUUGAAACAGUUGCGGAAGCCAUGGGAACGUGUAAGUCUAUUCCACAAGAUUACAUGGAUUCAUCAGCAACUUCUUGUCAGACUAAUGAUACUACUACAAGUGCUUCAGUUACUUGUGGUGAAAUCAUGAAAGAUCUUAAGGAUGAUGGGGGUUCUUCAAGCUUCCUCCAUCCCCGGCAUAAGUCCAGGCUGAUUUUCGCUAGAUGGUCAGCGCAGCAAUUCCUGUCUCCACGUGUGCUUCAGUUGACAAUCCCCUUCUCUGUUCUUGGCACCUCUUAUCCUUUGGAUUUGAUUAAAGUGAGGGCCAUCUUGGGAGCAUUUUUGCACCAGCUGCAGUCCCAUCCGUGA